AUGCAUUUUUCAAUUCCGGAUACACAAGAAUUAAACGAAGGAAAUGGGUCAACCUUUAUUGGAUAUAAUAUUCAUAUAAAUGGAGUAUUUCAUUGUACAGUGCGCUACAAGCAACUUCACAAUUUAAAUGAGCAACUGAAGAAAGAAUUUGGUAAUGAAUAUGUGCCUAGUUUUCCUCCAAAAAAACUGCUACCUCUCACCGGAUCUCAAUUGGAGGAGAGGAGAGUCUUGCUGGAAAAGUACAUACAAACAAUUGGUCAGGAUUUGAAACUUGUGUCAUCCGAGUUAAUAGUAGGUUUCCUACUCUCGGCACAGCAAGAGACAACAUGUGAGAAAAAACAAGACAUAACAUUAGACAUUUACACUAUGAACAAUUAUCAAAUACCCGUAUGGGUAUCGACCUAUGAUAGGACUGAACAGGUACUUGCAAAAGCCUUCAAAUAUAUCAACUUACCAUUAGAAUAUUUGCAAUAUUUCUCUUUGUACCUAGUUAAAAAAGAUAAUAGUGGAGAAAUAAUUAUUUUACGGAAAUUAUUGGAUUUCGAGUCGCCUUAUAUGUCUCACAAAUCUCUGAAGGAUGCCAACAAAAUUUUAUUGAGAAAGAGUUAUUGGGAUUCGGCUUACGACUUUGAACUAAUGAACGAUCCAGUAUCGCUAAAUUUAUUGUACAUACAAGCCGUAACAGAAAUCGAAAAAGGCUGGGUGUUAGCCAACAAAGAUGCCAAAUCUAAGCUGACGGCUUUGCAAGUGACUUUGGCCAAGAAAGAAUACAUUGAAUUCGCUCAAAAACUGAAGUAUUACGGAUUUUUACAAUUCUUGCCGUGUUACUGUGAUUACCCCAAGUCCCAAACGAAAGUCCUGAUUGCCAUCGGGGAUCAGGAGCUGAGCAUGAGAAUUAUCGGCAGCGGUCAAUUCGUCAAAGAAGGUAGCUUUAAAGUGACUAGAAUGAGAUGUUGGAGAAUCACAGCCACUCACAAUAAACAAGAGAUGCCGGCUAACAGCCGAUCGAAUUCGAGCUCAACAUUAGAAUUAUCUUUCGAAUAUCUAAUGUCGAAAGAUAAAUUACAGUGGAUAACCAUAUCAAGUGAACAAGCAAUACUGAUGUCUGUUUGCCUGCAAUCUCUCGUCGAUGAAUUGCUCAUGAAGAAAAACGAUAUCAAGAGACGGACGACGCCUAAUGUAAAAGGCAAUAAUUGGUCUUAUAUGAAACGAGAUGGUUCCAGCCAUAGAAUAUCCAUUGAGAAUGUAAAUAUAGAUAACGAGGUGGACGACGUCCCGGAACCGAAAUAUCAAGAGUCGUUUUCGAUAAAGAAAUUGCAAGAAAAAUUCUCCAGCGUGUCGUUUAAAAACGGGCGGGAGUUCAUCGAAAAUCACGCGUUCGAAUGUAUAGGUGACGAUGAUUUAUAG
Phyllotreta striolata is the source of this 1407-nucleotide messenger RNA. Lineage: Eukaryota; Metazoa; Arthropoda; Insecta; Coleoptera; Chrysomelidae. The record is from the annotation of a GenBank genome assembly.